Prunus avium (sweet cherry) is the source of this 1282-nucleotide messenger RNA. RefSeq lists its product as uncharacterized. The record is from RefSeq and is a predicted model, not a curated record. NCBI's taxonomy places the organism in Eukaryota, Viridiplantae, Streptophyta, Magnoliopsida, Rosales, Rosaceae.
CUUUCUUCUUGUUCUUCCGUCGGACCAGAUCUAGUUCAUUUUUUUGAUCGAUUUAUUUAUUUUCUGCGUUUUUUUUAAUCGUAACCCUGUGAUUGUUUACCGGGAAACUGAGGGUCAAAGAAAAUUUUGUUGGGGGUGAAUUGGACUUUCUGGAAUUUCUCUCUUUCUGUGUUUUCCUGCAUUUUCUACGCUGCCAAAUGCCACAAUUUUGACUGCGUCAAACUCUGGGUUUGAUAUCUUGGCUGUGAAGCAAUUGAAAUCCAAUAUUGAAUACUUGGGUUCCUUGUUUUACUUUUCUACGCAUUUUCUCAGCAACCGAACAUCACAAAAAACAUAAAAUCACAUUCGUUUUGAAAUCUUUGAAUUAGAUAUUUGGGUAAUUAUAAAAGGGGGAAAUGCAGAGCAACACAGACAACGUUGAAAAGAGAUGUGGGAAUCAUGGUGGGGUGUGUGCAAUAUGCUUGGAUGAGAUUAUGCUUCAAGAAACUGCUCUUGUAAAAGGUUGCGAGCAUGCCUACUGUGCAACCUGCAUUCUUCGUUGGGUGACAUACAGCCAAAAACCCACCUGCCCUCAAUGCAAACAUCCAUUUGAGUUCCUGAAUGUCCAUCGUUCGCUUGAUGGCAGCAUACAGGACUACAUGUUCGAGGAGAGCGUGUGCUUACUUCUUAGAGCAAAAUGGUUUGAGCCUCUGAUUGUGGAGGAACGUGAAGAUGUAUAUGAUGACCCUGAUGAUUAUUAUUACCCCUACGAGGACGAAGAGGAUGAUGAUCUGGAUGAAGCUUACUUCAGCAGUUCAUCGAGUAUCCGAAUCGGUAAUCGAAGAUGGGGAGAUAAUGGAUAUGUGAGAGGUGGGCGUCAAGAAGCAAGGCCUGUUCACAGAUCAAACAUAGAGGACUCGGGUGCUAGUUCGUCUCGUGAGCCUAGGAAGAAAGAGGCCGCAAUGGAUAAAACUGGGAGACGUGCGAAGCGGGCGCUUAAACGUGAAGCUGCUGAUAAGGCUGCUGCAGCAAAACAUCAGCAGCAUUUGGCAAGGUUGGGCCGGAAGUAAUUCCCUUUAUGCAACUGCGUUAUAUGGCAGAUAUUGAAACCCUCCCACCCCAUCUCCUGUACAGUAAUUCCCUGACCUUUUAUCUUUUGGGUUAAGAUUGUAUUUGCCGUAACUAUGUGAAAUAAUGUAACAUUCAGAGGGAAGGAAAAAGGAAAAAAAAGAGAAAAAAACAAAAAAACAAAAAACAAGGACGCGGUGAAAUAAUGACUGACUGGUCCGUGUAUUCUUAAAAA